AUGCUUGAGCGCUUCGACAAGGAGCGGAACGAACGACGGAGACUCCCGCCGCCGCAACUCGCCUUCCUCCACGUCGGGGAGCAUGCCCUUUUCUCAGAGAACCCUGCCGUCACGAUCCAGGUCAUCCAACCACGCAACCCAGCAGCACGGAUUUGCGGCAUUGACGGCCAGCCUUCCGUCAAAGAACCACCUCCAUACGUAUCCUCCCCAGCAAGCGACAAGUCCGCUGUUCAGCCCCUUCGCAUCCCGCACGCCGCAUCUCCCGCUUCCCCCGUCGGCAACGUUGACUUGAUCGACCUCGAAGACCGCCCCGCCCCGUCCUCACAAGGCCAUAAAGUCGUCCGCUAA
This is a messenger RNA of Rhodotorula toruloides NP11, 348 nucleotides long. RefSeq lists its product as uncharacterized. The record is from RefSeq and is a predicted model, not a curated record. NCBI's taxonomy places the organism in Eukaryota, Fungi, Basidiomycota, Microbotryomycetes, Sporidiobolales, Sporidiobolaceae. The coding region runs from base 1 to 348 and encodes 115 amino acids. The transcript is spliced from 2 exons.